CACGCCUUCCGCUGAUUUUUGUCCCAGUUUGCACGGGGAUGCGUCUUGACUCACAAAAAGCUUCAAGAUCCGACUCGUGCUUUUUGCCAAGACAUCUCUCCACUUUUCGCGCACGCAUCGUCUCCGAGGCUGCGCCGCUCUCGGCCCAAGAUGACGGGGGUUUUUGAGAACCUGAACACAGAUAUGCAUUCGAACCAGAUUACCUCAAACAGUUACCACAGCUUGCACAAAUCGCAGGAGUCCCCCACCCUGCCGGUCUCCACGGCGACGGACAGCAGUUUUUACAACAACCAGCAGCCGGGACACUGCGCCGGGUCUCCCUUUGGCCAGCUCGGCUCCUACCAGUACCACGGCAGCGCCACGGGCUCUGUGCCAUAUCCUAAUGCAAAGUCAUACGACCUGGGUUUUAAUUCUACGUAUGGCACAUAUGGCUCUUACGGCUCCAACUCCUCUCCUACUCCAGCCGAGACAGAGAAAGAAGAAAGCGAGCCAGAAAUUCGGAUGGUUAAUGGAAAACCAAAGAAGGUCAGGAAACCUCGAACCAUUUACUCCAGCUUCCAACUGGCUGCUCUUCAGCGACGGUUUCAAAAGACCCAGUAUUUGGCUCUGCCAGAACGGGCCGAGCUGGCAGCUUCGCUGGGCCUUACGCAAACACAGGUCAAAAUCUGGUUCCAGAACCGCCGCUCCAAGUUCAAGAAGCUGUGGAAAAGUGGCGAGAUCCCUCCGGAGCAACACGUUGCUUCCAGCGACUCUCCUCCGUGCACGUCUCCGUCGACUACUGCCUGGGACUUUCCACAGACUCAAAGAAUGAACGGUGUCAGCUCGGUUUUACCUCAGAGCAGCGGCAGCCCUCCCAACACGACUGCGCCUUCGUCGUUUUUGGCAAACUACUCUUGGUAUUCAACGACGAACUCUACGACGCAUCUGCAGCCUCCUUUGGUCCAGCAUCACCACAACUCGGCUAUAAGCGCUGGGACGAUAUUCUGAAAUAAAAAUAGCAACAACAACAACAAAAGCAUCGGUUCUUAAUCGGACAAUAAAUAAAUGCCAAUACCUUGUUUUCACAGACCUCGUGUGCGUCUUUACGCGCAGAAGCUUGCAGAAAUGAACCCAGCAGGACAGGUCCGUGGACUAAUUUUGAUGCUGGUGAUGUGAUGGACACAGAUUUCUACACUUAUUUUUGUAUUUAUUUAUUUCCUUUGUGUGAGGGUUGAAUGAACCACUAUUACCCAAAGCAUUUACAGCGAGGCUGCGAGCCUAUUUUUACGCGGACGUCACUUUUUUUUUUUUUCUUUGACAUUUUCUGGAAAAGAAACCUGAAAACUUUGACAUCAGGACAACCUGGCUGUCGCAGAUGUAGCGAAAAUUAUAUCCUAACUGUAUUGUGCCUUUUGCAAUAUGACCUCAAUUUGUUCUGCGGGGAAAAAAAUAGCAUAUUCACUCCUCAGAUAGCUUAGUUGAUAUAAAUAUACAAGAGUGGUAAAGGUCUUUGUAAAUAGCUUAUUUUAUCACAACUUUUUCUUUUUUCUUUUUUUUUUUUACAGUCUUUGUUGCUCUGACUCUUCUCCUUAGGAUGUUGGUGCAAAUUCAUCAAUCACCGUACAAGCUACUGAUUGUUCCACCCCUGAUUUACUUGUAGUCCUGUUUUUUGAAACAUUUUUUAUUGUGGUUUGGUCUUAUUUAUUUUAGCAGUGUUUCAUACAUGGUCAGAUGUUAUUUAAAUAAAAUGUUUCCUGUGCUCAAG
This is a messenger RNA of Poeciliopsis prolifica (blackstripe livebearer), 1744 nucleotides long. RefSeq names its product distal-less homeobox 2a (gene dlx2a). Gene Ontology annotation, biological process: negative regulation of transcription by RNA polymerase II; embryo development; cell differentiation. Lineage: Eukaryota; Metazoa; Chordata; Actinopteri; Cyprinodontiformes; Poeciliidae. Bases 151 to 987 code for a protein of 278 amino acids. The transcript has 3 exons. Gene Ontology annotation, molecular function: DNA-binding transcription factor activity, RNA polymerase II-specific; RNA polymerase II cis-regulatory region sequence-specific DNA binding. The record is from RefSeq and is a predicted model, not a curated record.